This is a messenger RNA of Lepus europaeus (European hare), 315 nucleotides long. It is a transcript of the gene MRPL50, whose product is annotated as mitochondrial ribosomal protein L50. Bases 1 to 315 code for a protein of 104 amino acids. NCBI's taxonomy places the organism in Eukaryota, Metazoa, Chordata, Mammalia, Lagomorpha, Leporidae. Gene Ontology annotation, cellular component: mitochondrial large ribosomal subunit; mitochondrion. The transcript has a single exon. The record is from RefSeq and is a predicted model, not a curated record.
AUGCGAAGCCGAACGUACGUGCCACCUGAAAAUCUCCAGAGCCUUUUGGAAUCUCGUGUUAAAGAAGUUUUUGGUACGGCUCUUCCCAGCAAUUGGCAGGACAUCCAUCUGGAAGAUGGUCAUCUGAAGUUCAGUCUCUUGGGGCGCUUAGCUGAUGACUUGGGCCAUGCAGUGCCUAACUCCAGGCUUCACCAGAUGUGCAGAGUCAGAGAUGUUCUAGAGUUCUAUAAUGUUCCUGUUCAAGAUAGAUCGAAAUUUGAUGAACUUAAUACCAGUAAUCUGCCUCCUAAUUUGAAAAUCACUUGGAAUUACUGA